Messenger RNA from Amphimedon queenslandica, 2583 nucleotides. Its product is annotated as serine-rich adhesin for platelets-like. Bases 148 to 2508 code for a protein of 786 amino acids. Lineage: Eukaryota; Metazoa; Porifera; Demospongiae; Haplosclerida; Niphatidae. The record is from RefSeq and is a predicted model, not a curated record. The transcript has 4 exons.
GCACACGUUAGCUUGCGGGUUGUAGAUUUGUACUACAGGGAAUGAGAGAAGCAUUCUGCCAGUUUAUCUCAAGCAGAGCAAUAUUCUCCUAUAGUUGUCUCAUCUUUAGUAUAAACUGCAAUCUCAAGCUACCAUUUGUGGACCGUUAUGCCGCAGGUCUGCAAAAGCGAAGCUAAGAGCACUACCGUCCUGUGCCUACUUCUCUUAUUGCCUUUCAUAUUAGUUACUGAAUGCUGUUCUGGAGGAUAUCAAUUUAUUGGUCUCUCUACAAAAGAAAUUGAUCAUUGUGACCCAUUCACCACCAAUGGAGUAAGACUCCUCUGUGAAAUCAAAGCAAUUGCUGCUACUGCAGGACAUGUACAUGAUAUUCAGUGGUACUUUAACUCAGUGAAACUUGCUAAUGGAACAAGCAAGUACUUAAUUAUUAACACUUAUCAUAACAGAGUUUUCGAAUCAGUCCUGCACCUCAGUAACUUAAUUGAAGGAACUGACAUUGGCACAUAUAUGUGCCAAGUAAUUGUAGAACCAAAUAACAUGCUGCUGCCACAGCCAUCAUUCAGUAUCCCUCCAGUAGUUGAUUAUCAACGCUCUUCCACGUGUGGACCAAAGGCCGACAAAGCACAAAAGCGUAGUAGUUGUGCAUCAUUAAAUCCUUCAGUCUCCAUACAAGCUACCAGUACUACAUUAUCAAUGUCAUUGCAAACCACAGGAACAAAAUCAACUGACAGUCAAUCAUCUAUAAUAACAUCCACUUUUAUUGAAUCUGUUAUUUCUGCAAGUACUACAAUUGGUAAUACUGCCUUGCCUCCAAUUGCUACAAAUUCUGUUAAUAACAUUGCUAGUACCACUACAAGCAAAACCCUAACUGUGAGCUUUUCGCCUACAAGCAACACUGCAGUUAAUAUUGCUAGCAGUGCAAGUACCACAAGUAGCAACUCUUUAACUGGUAAUACUGUCAUCCAUUCUAGUAUUGUAGCUAGCAAUACUCUAUCCAGUAAUGGCAAUACUGCCAUGCAUUCUCAUACUAGCAGUCCCAUUGUCAGUCCUAGUACUGUCAGUUUUAGUACUGCCAGUCUUAGUACUAUUUCUGUUGGCAACACUGAUCAAUACCCAGUUGCUGUUUGGAUGUACAUUAUUGUAACUAUACUCUCAACUUCUAUCUUGAUAUUUGUUCUUGUUACUCUUGUCCUGGUAGCCAUGUUCUGCCGUCGCUCACCUUCGUCCCCAACUAUAGAAGAUGUUGUCUUAAGACCCAGAUCACGUAACCCAGCAUCAGACCCACUUCCACCUAACCCAUCAGACCCACUUCCACCUAUAAGGCAGAGCAUGAUUCUAACAUCAUCUGAGACUACGAAGAGUUCUGAUCUCAGCUUCCCUCUGACAACUAUUCAUUGCAGCCCUCUGCAGAAUCAGCUCAUGUCAAAUCAAUCAUUGGGAGGUGUGGCAUUUAAUUUACAAGGCCCUUCGCAUUCCUCCUUUACUGUGUAUGCCGAAGUAGAAUCAUUAAAGUCAAAUGAUGUCGAAGAAACUACUACUGCUACAACAGUUUCAGGUUUUCCUAAUGCCUCGGGAACUUCUUCUUCAAGUCAUGCUUAUACAUUACCAAAUGACACCCUGGGCCACAGUGAUGAUAAUACAACCUCAACUGGUUGCUGGUCACCAGUUGUUAUCAGGGAGGAGAGGCAGAAACAAAGUGAUAGCACUCAAAAUGGGCCGUCGUCACUUUUAAUGUGUACACAACUUCAGAUUUCUUCCAAUUCAAGUGAUAAUAUCUCCCUAUCUGACGAAGAUCGUACCAGUGGUUCUCAAGAUUAUUACAAUGGAAACUUAAUCGUGUGUCAUCAAUCAGGCCCUUCAAGUGCCCAAAUUAGACAAACAUGCUCGUUAACUGAACAAUCUUUCUCACUGGGUGGAUCUGCAACCUGUCACAACAGAAUUGUGCCCGCAGUAGUAGGUGAACUUCAUGUAGAUGUAGACUAUGCUCAUCCUUCAGAUUUUGUUCUACCAGCAAAUGAAAGGAUUGAUGAAGGAAGAGCAAGGAAGCCCACGAACUCCAGUACCGAGUCAUUGACCACUUCCCUCCAGAUCCUUUUUAGUGAGAAUGAGAGAGAUGGUAGAGACAGUGCGACUGAUGAUGACAACUUACGUUCGUCUUCGUCUAGCUCAGGCUGUACGGACUUAUCAAAGUAUAGCGGUGACUAUGAGCGAGAUCCCAACUACAUGAGAGCACUGCUAGUUAGGAGAGGAGUUGAAGAAGAAGUACCACAUCAGAGGUCUGCUUUAUCACCUACACAAGAAAGACAGGAGAAUCUAGACAGUGGAAUGGAUGGACUGUUUUAUUUGCCUUCACUGCCGGACGAUGUGGAGAAACAAUCGUUGACGUAUUCGUCCUCCUCUUCCGAUACUUAUAAAUCGCUGGAGAGCCUAACACGAAACCCUUCCCCAGUGUACAUGAAACCAUUUCUAAGAGAAACACAAGAAAAUGGCUUUACGUCAUUAACUGUUUGAUAAUGCAUGCAUCUACUGUACAUUAUAUAAUGCAUUUAUGAUUUAUUUUUUUAUUAUUCAUAGCAAUAAUUGCAA